CGUUCAAGCUGAAUUGCCGUUAAACUUGUUAUAAAAUCAACAGGUUGACCAAUAACGGAAAAAAGUAAUGACAUUGUUUUUUUUAAGGUAUUAUUAAUGCUGAAGGACCAACCGUCCUUACAAAUAGGUCAACUGGGACAACACUCUGUCAUUCUUAUGAUCCGACCCUAUAUCAGAUUGAUACUCGACAGAUUUUAGCAUUUAAAAGGAGGAUAGUACGGUAAACUUUCUAGACGGAGGGACUAACAGUCCGAUUUACAGAUAAAACGCAAGUUUUGGAAAGAAAUACAUCAUUGUUCCAAAUUCUUAUAAAACACGCAAUGAUUUUUUGGAAAAACUACAAAGUUGGUGUAUUAUCCGCACUUUGUGUGUUAUGCUUUUGGAUUACGGUACACCUUCAUAAUGUUUGGUUUGAUAUCGUUGAUAAGAGUACUACAGCGGUUCCUACAGCUAAAAUGUCCAUCACUCAGUUAAAAAAUAAGGAUGACUACCUUGAGGAGAUGGACAUCCUCAACAAGCAAAAAGUUGAUAUGGAUGACCCAAGAUUGAUCAAUUUGAUUAGAAAUUACUGGAUAGAAAACCCGUCAGACAAACCCUACAAUCUUAACAAACCUCACGUGAUAGACCCCUCCAUUGGACAAGCUGCAUUUGUUGAUAAUCGAUUAAAUUUUAAGAUAGGCGGAUUUUUCGUUGAAUGUGGGGCACUUGAUGGGGAAACUAGAUCAAAUACCUUAAUAUUUGAGCGCACCAGGAGUUGGAACGGUCUAUUGAUUGAAGCUGACCCAUCAAACUACAAGCUAUUGAGGAACAAGAACAGAAAAGCAUUUACCAUAAAUGCUUGUCUCAGUGUUUACUCAUAUCCGGUAAAGAUGCAAUUCAAAAAGAAUUUCAGUGUUGGCAAGAUAUUACAGAACCAGAAUUCGACUGGCAAAGACAUUGUGGAUGUCCAGUGCUUCCCUUUCUAUUCAAUUAUGAAGGCUUUAAACGUAACGCAUGUUGAUUUCUUCAGUCUUGACGUAGAGGGAGCGGAAUUACAAGUGUUACAAACUAUACCAUUUGGUAAAUUAGAUAUUGAUAUGAUGACGGUGGAAUUUAUUCACGUCCCAGCAGGAGAAGCACAAUUAAAAAAAUUUGUAGAAAAACAUGGGUACUCAUCACUCAUGAAAAUGUCCCAUUACAAUGGUCUAGCAAAUGAUAUAAUAUUUAGGAAAAACGUAUAAAAGUUCGUUUUCGUCAAGUUUAAGAGUUUUCUAAUCUUAAUAGCAAACAAAUUACUUUGAAUUUUGUUAUAAAUUUUGUAUCACAAAUUCCUCCGUAAUCAUUCCAAUGUGCAGCAAUGAAACUACAUUUACAACUAAUCAACAUUAUUUUUGAAAGUCCUUUUCUAUCCUGGAUGCAAAAUACCAGACCAAUUAUAUGAAGUAAGAACUGCGAUGUCAUUUUCGUUUUCCAUAUCCUCUAUACUUAUUGUUUUGUCAGGUCGUAAAAAAAAAUCAUACGGUGCAAUUUCUGUGACAUCAAAAUUAAAGGUGAAGGACGGAUACUUUCAUGUUAUUUAAGAUGUCAGCAUUAUGACAGAUUACUCUUUUUUUCUAUAUUUAAUAAUGUAUGCAAAUCGGGAAAACCUUUAGAAGUCAGAUAAAUAGUCAAUUAUCAAGCACAGUUUUAAGUAUUUAAAACUUGCUUACAAUAAACAGCAAUUUUUUUUAUCAAAAACUCUAGUGAAAAUGAUGAAAUUGAGUGAAAACCAAAAUACUUCCUUGUUAUUCAAAUGUUUAUACCCUAAAACCAAAUAGAUCCUAUAAUGGGUACAAAAGAAAUAAACAAUACAUACACUCACAAAUGAGCUGCGUCGGAUAGAAAUCGACCUUUUGCAAGUGCACGUAUACAUGUACGUGUAUAAGACUUUUAUUAAUUUUGGAACAAUCAUAUACUAAAUAAAAGAUAUAUUUAGGUCUAUUCAGACUAAAUGAUAUUUAUUUGCAUUAGGUCAAUUGUUAUUCGACGAAGCUUAUUUAAUAACAAAUCAGUUAAAGAAGAAAGAGUUCUAAUAUACAAAGUAGAAAACUGGUCUUCAUGGCUGCUUCAACAAAAACUGCUCAUUGUUUUGUGUUAUUUUGCUAUGGUCAUUUUUUGUAUUCAUGUCUUUCAUUUUUUCUUCUGUGCUUUGUCGAUAAGAUGUCUAUAUGCCAUUUUGUCUUUCAUUGUUGCAAUAGUUGUUUGUUUUUAUAGUGAUUAAGAUUAUAACACAAUAUUGACUGCUGUAUUCCAAUCUUCGACAUUUUAACCUAUUAUGUCUGUUUGUUUUGCCCACACAUUGUUGUCAAUAUAAUGGAAUUAUAUGCGACUGUCAUACAAGUUAGAUGUUCAGUUAGCUAUCAAACUAUGUGUUAUCCACCAUGUUCUACAUAAAGAAGUACAUGUACCAAGUCA
Messenger RNA from Mytilus californianus (California mussel), 2433 nucleotides. RefSeq lists its product as uncharacterized. The coding region runs from base 321 to 1220 and encodes 299 amino acids. The transcript is spliced from 4 exons. Lineage: Eukaryota; Metazoa; Mollusca; Bivalvia; Mytilida; Mytilidae. The record is from RefSeq and is a predicted model, not a curated record.